GUGAAGUCUGUGCCAUAACAAACUGUAACUUGAAACAAUGUUUGUGUUUCUUUUGGCUUACCUUUAUGAAAUGAAUUUUUUUCUUACAGUUGGUAAUCUAUCACUGGUUGUUGCAAUAUUUUAUUUAAUAUGGAGCAUAAUAAAUGAAAAAUCAUACGCUGGUAUCUCCGCUAAAACGCAGUUCCUUUACUUAAUAGUCUUCGUCGCAAGAUUUAUUGCAGGUCCUGCAAAAUUUUUUGAGCUCCUUAUGAUUUUUCCCUUUAGCGCAACUUUGAUCCUGGCUUUUUGGACGAAAAAUACAUACGAAAAGAAAUUAGAUAAUUUUUGGGCAGAGUUUCUAAUUGUCGCAGCUUUCAUUUUUGCUGUUUUCGUCCAUGAUAGUAUCCCUUUCAGAAUAAUAUCAGCUUUCAAUGAAAAUCUGGAAGCAGUCGCCUUACUUUCCCAGAUAUAUAUGAUCUGGAAAAGCAAACAAAUCGUCAAACACAUAAAAGUAUAUAUGUUCUAUAUGUAUCUAUAUAGAUGUUUGAAUAUAUUGCGAUGGAUACACAUCCACUGCACAUAUGGUAGCAACGACAUCAGAUCUGGAGCAGUUUUGUUUGUUGAUUUCUUAAUUAUGACUACGUCUAUAGUGGUUUUACGCUAUAACAAAAUUAUUCUCUAUCGUCAUGAAGAAAAGAAAGCUACAAAACCACAAAAUGCCUUUUACGUCAAAGCUGAAUUGCCAUCCAUUACAGCUACCAUACCUGUCGGUAUAAAAUUGGAAAAAUAAGAAAUUUACCAGCUCAAGUUAAUUAAAUAGACGUUAUGAGUAAGACAACAACGCGAGAAUGAUAUAACUAACUUAAAUUAUCGCUCAUAUGUGUAUAAAAUAAAUUAUUAUUAUAAGAAUAUUUUCUACUGUGAAAUUUUAUUUUAUUUUCUUAAUUAAUAUUAAAAGAAUUUGAAAGAAACCUU
Diabrotica balteata is the source of this 954-nucleotide messenger RNA. The record is from the annotation of a GenBank genome assembly. NCBI's taxonomy places the organism in Eukaryota, Metazoa, Arthropoda, Insecta, Coleoptera, Chrysomelidae.